UGAUAGAAAUGUGUUGUUUUUUUCUAAUGCUAAACAAAAAAUGAGAAUGUUCAGAUGAAUUAUGUAUAAUUUUUUAACGUGUUUCGUAAUUUUUAACAUCUUUUAUUUGACGAAAGUGAGAGGCAAGUACGUUGAAGGAGAAAUAAAUACAAAAGACGAUUGGGCCUUUUUGGCGAGGUUCUGCUUUCUGUCUGAAGAGGGACAGUUCGAGUAUCGAAUAGAGUUUAAUGAAGAACAAGGAUAUCCGAAUUUAUUAUUGUAUUAUGAUACAGAUGAUCAAUGGCCUUCGGUAUAUAAAUCCGGAAAGACAUGCCCUGAAAAAGAAUCGGUCCUUAAAAUCGGACAAAAUCAAGUAGUAAAUUUGACAGUGAAAACAAUUUUUCAUCAAGAAUUCUCCGGCUGUGUUGCAGUAGAAGUAUGGAAACCCCCUGUAACCACUUCCUCUACAACCACACAGUUUCCAACUAAAAAACAUACUGAACCUAUUUCCGUUAAAAAGACAACAUCUUCUACAUUGACUCCAACUUCUACCACUAAUUUUCCAACUCCUAAAUUUACAACUACCACCACUAGGACAACAACGAGCAAACCAAUGUAUCUCCACAGUACAACUGACUUUAGCACAGAAAUUUGGGAUAACUUUAACGACAGUAACACGCCAGAGUUGUACGAUUAUAAUGAUGAAUCGAUGUAUCAUAACUUUCAAGAUGAUGUCGAAAAUAUUUUCCCAAGUGAUGAUAAGAAUGACACUGGGCCGAUAGAGGUCUAUACGACAAUUGAGAGUUCUCCAAGAAAAAAGAGAUCAAUUAUCAAAAAUACAACGCCGAAACAACAAAGACACGAUAGAAGAAUUAUUUGCCAAAAUUCAAGAAGAUUUAGAAGCUCUAGAGAAAGAUGGUGGUUUAUAGCAAUUAGUAAUUGUGGAGGAAAUAAAGGAAUUAACGUAAAAUAUAAGCUUCUUAUGACAAAUGGUCCUCCAGGGGAUUACUGGCAUGAGCAUUUCUCGGCAGAUGAAUUUUAUGUUCUUCCAGUUCUUCUAGCGUAUUCAGUAGCCUACAGUUUUUUACUACUCGCUGUAAUAGUUUGUACAAUAGAACUGAAAGCGCGUCAAUUACUUCAUUCGACAUAUAAGUUGUUCACCUCUUCCGUAAUCAUUCAAUUCUUCGGGGUUGUUUUUAAAACUUUGGCUUACAUGAAGUUUGCUUUUAAUGGCCUCGGUUCUCCCAAACUCAAAACAUUUGGAGAAAUACUGAUGGCUUGUUCUGAAACAUGUUUCCUCUUGGUGUUAAUAUUAUUGGCAAAGGGGUAUACGGUGACAAGGGGACGAUUAUCCGUUAAAUCGGGUGUAAAGGUUACGAUAUUUAUGUGCAUUUAUUCGGUGACAUACAUUUGCCUAUUUGUUUAUCAGGAAAAGGUUUUUGAUCCGGGAGAAGUACUGUAUUUGUAUGAAUCUCCAGCAGGAUACGGCUUGAUUUUUUUGAAAAUCUUAGCCUGGAUAAUGUUCAUUUAUUCAACAAUUAUAACCCUUAAACAUUAUCCAGAAAAA
This is a messenger RNA of Agrilus planipennis (emerald ash borer), 1546 nucleotides long. Its product is annotated as transmembrane protein 145. Gene Ontology annotation, biological process: response to pheromone; G protein-coupled receptor signaling pathway. The record is from RefSeq and is a predicted model, not a curated record. Lineage: Eukaryota; Metazoa; Arthropoda; Insecta; Coleoptera; Buprestidae.